AAAGAAAAGAAAAAAAACCAACCCAACCCCACACUUAGCGGAAACUUGUCAAAGAAUGCUCCUAAAGUCUGGUUUUCUCCUGCUGCUGCUGAUCAGUGCAUCCGCAUCCUACGAAGCUGAGCAGAAUGACUCUGUGAGCCCCAGGAAAGCGCGGGUGGCAGCGCAGAACUCAGCCGAGGUGGUUCGGUGCCUGAACAGCGCCCUCCAGGUGGGCUGCGGAGCCUUCGCCUGCCUGGAGAACUCCACGUGCGACACGGACGGGAUGUACGACAUCUGCAAAUCCUUCCUCUACAGCGCUGCUAAAUUCGACACUCAGGGAAAAGCGUUUGUGAAGGAGAGCCUGAAGUGCAUCGCCAACGGGGUGACAUCCAAGGUGUUCCUGGCCAUCCGCAGGUGCUCCACGUUCCAGAGGAUGAUCUCGGAGGUGCAGGAGGAGUGCUACAGCAAGCUGGACCUGUGCGGCAUCGCCCGCCGCAACCCCGAGGCCAUCACCGAGGUGGUGCAGCUCCCAAACCACUUCUCCAACCGGUAUUACAACAAGCUGGUUCGGAGCCUGCUGGAGUGCGACGAGGACACGGUGAGCACCAUCAAGGAGAGCCUGAUGGAGAAGCUGGGCCCCAACAUGGCCAGCCUGUUCCACCUGCUGCAGAGCGACCACUGCGCCCAGGGCCACCCUCGCGCCGAGCUGCUGCGCAGGAGGCUCUCGGAGCCCCAGAAGCUGAAGCUGCUCCUCAGGAACCUGCGAGGUGAGGGCUCCACAACCGCCCACGCCAAGCGCGGCUCCGCCGAGCACGCCUGA
Agelaius phoeniceus (red-winged blackbird) is the source of this 799-nucleotide messenger RNA. It is a transcript of the gene STC1, whose product is annotated as stanniocalcin 1. NCBI's taxonomy places the organism in Eukaryota, Metazoa, Chordata, Aves, Passeriformes, Icteridae. The record is from RefSeq and is a predicted model, not a curated record. Gene Ontology annotation, molecular function: hormone activity. Gene Ontology annotation, cellular component: extracellular region. Gene Ontology annotation, biological process: intracellular calcium ion homeostasis.